Molecule: messenger RNA, 3974 nt
Organism: Gadus chalcogrammus (walleye pollock)
Lineage: Eukaryota; Metazoa; Chordata; Actinopteri; Gadiformes; Gadidae
Product: zinc finger protein 182-like
Exons: 9
Coding region: 198-3110 (970 amino acids)
Biological process (GO): regulation of transcription by RNA polymerase II
Molecular function (GO): DNA-binding transcription factor activity, RNA polymerase II-specific; RNA polymerase II cis-regulatory region sequence-specific DNA binding
Source: RefSeq, a predicted model, not a curated record
UUGCCAACUGCCAAAUAAACUCAAAAGAAGAAGAAGAAGAAGAUUCCUGCGCCCGGGAGUUUGCAAACCAUUUCAGGUUUUGUUGAUAGCUAAUGCAAGUGGUAAUAAGCCUUAAUCUUUCAAACCUAGUCCUUCUCGACCUCUCGUAUCUUGUUACAGUAUUCAAUUUUUUUUUGUUAUCCACAAUAGGGUAAAAUAUGUUGAUAAACAUGUCGCCGUGCGGCCCAACUUUGGAAGAACAGCUUUCGUCCAUAAUGGACGUACUUGCGAAAGCUGCCGUAUCAGAAAUUAGCCAACUGUUCUCGGAAGGCUCGGCUACCCUUCGAUUACAAAUAACUCAGAGCCUGAAAGAAAACCAAGCACUGAGGAUGAGGAUGAAGGUGAUGAGGAGUACGCUGUUUUCUUUGCGGAUUCAAACGAGAUCAAAUGCAUCGUGUGCGGCAAGUCGUUUUACCCUGGCUCGAGACAACAUCUGCAAACCACAGACUAAACCACAGGGCGAUGAACACUGCGAUGUCUUUGGAGACCGCAGCACACAGCGCGGCGCCACCUCAGAGAGUCUUUACGCCCCUGGCUCCUCCCACAUGUCCAGUCACAGCGAGGAGCUGAGUGUCCACGGAAAAGGGGAGGGCCCACUGGCGCUGGUCGGCCAUGACACACUCUUCACCGCGUCCAAACGGGAGGCCCUGAACUCGCUGUCUGCAGAACACAGCGUGGUCAAGGGCCUGGAGCGCGGCGAGCAGCUGGUGCGCCGCGAGGAGCUGACUAUGCAGCAACAGACCCCAGACACCAUUUUAAUCAAAGAUGAAGAGGAUAUUGGUGGAGGCAUGCCUGCUGUAGAAUACUGCGAUGACUUUGGAGACUGCAGCACACAACACGGCGCCACCUUGGAUAAUCUGCAUGUGGACGCCCCUGGCUCCUCCCACAUGUCAAGUCACAACAGGGAGCUGCGGAUCCUGAGCGUCUAUGGAAAUGGGGAGGGCCCACUGACGGGGGAUGGCCAUGACAACCUCUUCACCGCGUUCAAACCGGAGGCUCUGAGCUCGCUGUCCACGGAACACGGCGUGGUCAAGAGCCUGGAGCGCGGCGAGCAGCUGGUCCGCCGCGAGGAGCUGACUGGGCAGCAGCAGACCCCAGACACCAUUUUAACCAAGGAUGAAGAGGAUAUUGGUGGAGGCAUGCCCGCUGUAGAACACUGCGAUGACUUUGGAGACCGCAGCACACAGCGCGGCGCCCCCUCAGAUGGUCUGCAUGUGGACGCCCCUGGCUCCUCCCACCUGUCCAGUCACAACGAGGAGCUGAGGAUCCUGAGCGUCCACGGAAAAGGGGAGGGCCCACUGGCGCUGCACGGCCAUGACACCCUCUUCACUGCGUCCGAACCAGAGGCUCUGAGCUCGCUGUCCACGGAACACGGCGUGGUCAAGAGCCUGGAGCGCGGCGAGCAGCUGGUCCGCCGCGAGGAGCUGACUGGGCAGCAGACCCCAGACACCAUUUUAACCAAGGAUGAAGAGGAUAUUGGUGGAGGCAUGCCCGCUGUAGAAGACUGCGAUGAGUUUGGAGACUGCAGCACACAACACGGCGCCACCUUGGAUAGUCUGCAUGUGGACGCCCCUGGCUCCUCCCACAUGUCCAGUAACAGCGAGGAGCUCCGGAUCCUUAGUGUCCACGGAAAAGGGGAGUACCCACUAGCAGUGGACGGCCAUGACAACCUCUUCACCGUGUUCAAACUGGAGACUCUGAGCUCGCUGUCUGCGGAACACAGCGGGGCAAAGAGCCUGGAGCGCGGCGAGCAGCUGGUCCACCGUGAGGAGCUGACUGGGCAUCGGGGCCGCGGCAAGGACCGGCCCGCUGUGUUGUCUGGCGAGUGUUUUCCCGAAAAAAACAAUAUGGUCAUCCACAGGCGUACCCACACCGGCGAGAAGCCGUACGGGUGCGACCAGUGCACGGAGCGCUACAAACUGAAAGACAGCCUGAAGAGCCACAUGAGGAGGACUCACUCAGGGGAGAAGCCCUACAGGUGUGAUCAAUGUGUGAAGUGCUACUAUAGCAGCUCUCACCUGAAGAGGCACAUGAAGACUCACUCCAGGGAGAAGCCCUACAGGUGCAACCAAUGCGUGAAGCGCUUCUUGAGGAGUUGCCACCUGAAGGUCCACAUGAGGACUCACUCCGGGGAGAAGCCCCACAGUUGUGACUAUUGCCUGAAGCGCUUCAGGGAAAGCUCUUUCCUGAAGAUCCACAUGAGGACUCACUCCGGGGAGAAGCCCUACAGGUGUAACCAAUGCGUGAAGCGCUUCAGUACGAGUUCAAACCUGACGGUCCACAUGAGGACUCACUCCGGGGAGAAGCCCUACAGGUGUAACCAAUGCGUGAAGCGCUUCAGUCAGAGCUCCGCCAUGAUCAUCCACAGGCGUACCCACACCGGCGAGAAGCCGUACGGAUGCGACCAGUGCACGAAGCGCUUCAAACUGAAAGACAGCCUGAAGAGCCACAUGAGGAGGACUCACUCCGGGGAGAAGCCCUACAGGUGUGAUCAAUGCGUGAAGUCCUACUAUAGGAGCUCUCACCUGAAUAGGCACAUGACGACUCACUCCAGGGAGAAGCCCUACAGGUGCAACCAAUGCGUGAAGCGAUUCAUGAGGAGUUCCAACCUGAAGGUCCACAUGAGGACUCACUCCGAGGAGAAGCCCUACAGGUGUGACCAAUGCAUGAAGCACUUCAUUUCGAGCUCUCACCUGAAGAUCCACAUGAGAACUCACUCCGGGGAGAAGCCCUACCGGUGUAACCAAUGCGUGAGGCGCUUCAGUACGAGUUCCAACCUGACGGUCCACAUGAGGACUCACUCCGGGGAGAAGCCCUACAGGUGUAACCAAUGCGUGAAGCGCUUCAGUCAGAGCUCCGCCCUGAAGAGACACAUGAGGACUCACUCCGGGGAGAAGCCCUACAGGUGUAACCAAUGCGUGAAGCGCUUCAUUUCGCGCUCUCACCUGAAGAGGCACAUGAGGACUCACUCCGGGGAGAAGCCCUACAGGUGUAACCAAUGCGUGAAGCGCUUCAGUCGGAGCUCCGCCCUGAAUAGACACAUGAGGACUCACUCCGGGGAGAAGCCCUGAAGGUGCAACACCAGCCUCAGUGACCCUAGCAAUUUGCGUUGGCACAUGCUCAAGCACAGAGGCAAUGGGGUGCUUUGACACGGGCAAUGGGACCUUUUAAUUCACACCUCUAUCCUGUUUUUGUUUAAUUUUGUCUGCUGUAGUUAUAUUUUAUUCGUGAUUAUAGACGCUUUCCAACUUUUCGUUUGUUUCGUUUACUCUUUUAUUGUUGUAAAUAAUUGAUUUCUGUGUGAAGGUGAGGGGUAUUGACCAACGUGGAGAUUUUAGGAUUGGCCAGAGGAGAGACCAAGUUGAAUUGCAAUACACUGUGGGUGAAGUGGACUUGGCUGCAAGACAAUUAAAGGAAUCUACAACAAAAAAGUCACUAGACUGGCCAAAGUAUCAGACUUGGUGGCUACAGUUGCAAUGCAAACUAUAACAACACCUUUCAUUUAGAGAGGACGGGAGGUAUAUCUAGGUCCAAAGAGAAUGUAUAGAAAUCCCUUUCAAUUGGCUAUAUACAAUAUACAAUUGUGUAUUAUAAUUAGGUCAUGCAGGCAACGCUCAAUGUAGCUGGCAGCAGAAACGGUUGCAUAAUUUUGGAUAUUAUCAGAAUAUUUUUAAGUUUCAUAAAAUAAUAUUUUUAAAGGUCCCAUAGCAUGCUACUUUAUGGAUGCUUUAAUAUAGAUAUUAGUGGGCCCCAAAUGCAGUAUUUGAAGCCGUUUUCAAAAUUCAGACGUGGUGCAGAAUUACUGCCACUAUGAGCGAGUCGCACAUUGAGCUUUCCUCAAACGCACCAUUUCGGUGUCUGUAGCUUUAAUGCAAAUGAGGAGAGAGGUGGUUCAAGGUGGAGGGUGGGGGUGUGGCCCUGAGCAGCUUGCUGCC